This is a messenger RNA of Talaromyces marneffei, 5328 nucleotides long. RefSeq lists its product as uncharacterized. The transcript is spliced from 3 exons. NCBI's taxonomy places the organism in Eukaryota, Fungi, Ascomycota, Eurotiomycetes, Eurotiales, Trichocomaceae. Bases 1 to 5328 code for a protein of 1775 amino acids. Gene Ontology annotation, biological process: cell motility. Gene Ontology annotation, molecular function: catalytic activity; phosphatidylinositol binding. The record is from RefSeq and is a predicted model, not a curated record.
AUGGCUGAAAUGAACGCGUCCUCCCAGCUUGGAUCAGUCUCACAUACCAAUAACAGCCCUGGAACAACCCCGAAGAAAUUCCUACGCCAGCAUCAGCCCCCUUCACCAGGUAAAGGGUCGUCAUUCGUCCCUACAAACAAUGAGUCUGCAGACAAUGUGGAUAUCUUCACACACAAUAAAGGAGCAAGGUUUCCGUCGUCGAGUCGGGCAGGCACCAUCGUCGAUCAACCAAUACAGGAAGAGGUAGACUCACUGGACGGCCAGGAAGAGUCGCCCAAUGGUGAUGUCGCGGGGAAACUCCAUGAGGGCCAUAAUGACACCGUUGCUCCGACAUCAUCGGACCAUGAACUAUCGGGUAGAAGACAGUCCGUGGACUCUACGGCUGGUCCAGAGGAUGGCACGAAUGACAUGUCAGCCAAGGACCGAAAACAGUCUCUGUUCAACAAAUUGAGAGCAUUCGCGGCUACACCGUCUUUCCCUUCGCAUUCGCGGUCUGCAAGUGUGGCUACUGCUCCUAUCGGGAUAGGAAACGAAAACGACACUAUCAACCAUGACCUACACACCCCAGCAUCGGAGCGAGGACAUUUCACGUUUCCUGAAGAAGCAUCAGAUGCUGGAAGUGAAGGAGAUGCAGAUGCAGAGGAAAGUGCAGGAGAACAGCAAUUGCGAUUCCGCAGAAGGAAAAAGAGGCAAAGGCCGCGACCAGCCCAAGAACCACAUGAAUCCGCCCCGACUACUCCCAGAGCGGCUGUGACACCCGGACUUUUCUCUUUUAAUUCCUUCCAUCCAUCGGAAAUGACUAGACCUAGUAUUUUCCCACGAAGAGCAACCACCGAUAUGUCGGGCCAACUGCGCGACCCCGUCUCGGAAGAUGAAGGUCGAAAUAGGUUAAAUAUGGACUCUCAAUGGAGAAAGAGAAGCAACGCAUGGCUAUCUAGUGCUCGUGGACUGGCAUACAGUGGACGCACAGAUACACAAAACACGAAUAAUACAAAUGCCACCGCCAACACCGACGAGAGACGGCCCAUGAACCUCCGAAGGUUGACUGCUUUCGGUACUCCAACCGGAGAGCAGGAAGGCAUCAGAGAAGCCUGGAGACGGCACAGGGCAGAAAGAGGAUCUAGUCUGAGUGCACAGAAAUGGCGUCAAAUCAAAGCGGGAUUGAAAAUGAUUGGACAAAGGCGCAAAGCAGAUAACACGAUUGAUCAUGCCAAGUCUGCGGAGCUAUUGGCAGAAUUGACCUCUGGUAUCCCCGCUGCUUUGAUACUUGCCAGUAUGUUUCAGCGCGAUGAGCAUGGGAGUAAGCGUAUCCCGAUUCUACUAGAACAGCUCAAGGUGCAAAUUACAGAUAGUCGAUUUGACUCGCAUUCCGGAGAUCGACAUCUCGUGUUUCGGAUCGAGUUGGAAUAUGGAAGUGGAAUGACUCGUAUGAAAUGGAUUAUACAUCGCGCCCUGAGAGAUUUUGCCAAUCUUCAUCUGAAAUACAAACUGCAGAUUGGAACUCAAAAGUACAUCCAAUUGAAAAGCCAAGACAGUGGGCAUCUACUUCCUCGUUUUCCCAGAAGCGCUUUUCCCUACCUACGUGGUGUACGAGGACUUGAUAGCGAACGGGAAGAAGAGGAAGAAGACGGCGGUGGCUAUGAAACUGGAGCAGAAGCAACCAGCGGCAAUGAGGCUCGUCGUAAGAUGAAGAAGCGACGCUCUUCCUUUGCUAUGACGGGGCGCCGUUCUAGUACUGGCGUUACAUUGGAGAAUGAUGCUCCCGCCGGUGAAGGUGCUGCGGCGGCAACAGGCGAGAGGAGGUCUUAUUCUGAACGGCAGCGAAGGAAGCUCGAGAACUAUUUGCAGAAAAUGAUACGGUUCUUGAUAUUCCGGCCUGAUAGCAAUCGGUUGUGCAAAUUCCUUGAAUUGUCUGCAUUAGGCGUUCGUCUAGCGGCUGAAGGCAGUUAUCACGGAAAAGAAGGCUUUUUAGUCAUACAGUCGGCCAAAGGUCUUGACUUUCGAAAAGCCUUGAGACCAGCUUUGCUUAAACACAGACAUUCGCCAAAGUGGUUCCUUGUGCGUCACAGCUAUAUUGUCUGUGUUGAUUCGCCAGAAGAGAUGAACAUUUACGACGUGUUUCUCGUGGACCCCUUCUUCAAGCUCCAAUCACAAAAGGUUAGGCUCAGGGAUCAAAAAGCAAAGGAUAUUGCGCGCAACGCCAAAGACUCAGCAGCCCACCCUCAACACCACAGACUGAGAGUGGAGAAUUCAGAGCGGAAGCUUCGCUUGCUCGCACGUAAUGAAAGACAAUUACACCAAUUUGAAGAUUCUAUCCGGUUUAUGGUUGAGAACACACCGUGGUCAAAACCCAAUCGGUUCGAUAGCUUUGCUCCGGUGCGAAAGAAUUGUUUCGCGCAAUGGCUAGUAGAUGGUCGCGAUCAUAUGUGGCUUGUAUCGCGUGCCAUUAAUCAAGCCAAGGACGUCAUCUACAUUCACGACUGGUGGCUGAGUCCGGAGUUGUAUAUGCGACGUCCGGCUGCUAUCAGUCAGAAGUGGAGACUCGACAGACUACUACAAAGAAAAGCUCAAGAAGGUGUCAAAGUGUUCGUCAUCAUGUAUCGAAAUAUCAACUCAGCUGUUCCGAUUGAUUCGGAAUAUACAAAGUUCUCCUUGCUUGAUCUCCAUCCAAAUAUUUUUGUGCAAAGAUCGCCAAACCAGUUCCGGCAGAACACCUUUUUCUGGGCGCAUCACGAGAAGUUGUGCAUCAUUGACCAUACACUUGCAUUCGUUGGAGGAAUCGAUCUUUGCUUUGGGAGAUGGGAUACGCCUCAACAUUUGCUAGUAGAUGAUAAGCCCACCGGAUUUGAGUCGCCUGAUGGGCCAAAGGACGCCGACAGCUGUCAGUUGUGGCCAGGAAAGGAUUACUCCAACCCUCGUGUCCAGGAUUUCUAUGACUUGGACAAGCCUUAUGAGGAAAUGUACGAUCGUAACAUCGUACCGAGAAUGCCAUGGCAUGACAUUUCGAUGCAUGUCGUAGGCCAGCCCGCCCGAGAUCUUACGAGACACUUUGUCCAGAGAUGGAAUUAUAUUCUGCGUCAACGCAAGCCCACCAGACCUACUCCGUUUUUGCUACCCCCACCAGACUUUAACCCUGCCGAUCUCGAGGCUCUCGGUCUUGAUGGCACGUGUGAGGUGCAAAUCCUGCGUUCGGCGGGCAAUUGGUCUUUGGGAACUCCGGAUGUAACGGAGCACAGCAUCAUGAAUGCCUACGUCAAGCUAAUCGAACAAUCGGAGCAUUUUGUGUACAUUGAAAACCAGUUCUUUAUCAGUUCUUGUGAGAUUGACGGCACAAAGAUUGAGAAUUUGAUCGGAGAUGCCUUGGUCGAAAGAAUCAUACGAGCAUCCCGGAAUGGAGAGAACUGGCGUGCUGUCAUCAUUAUUCCUCUCAUACCCGGGUUCCAGAAUACGGUCGACUCUGAAGGUGGUACUAGCGUUCGAUUGAUCAUGCAGUGUCAAUACCGCACUAUUUGUCGAGGGGAGACUUCCAUCUUUGGUCGUUUACGCGCUGAGGGUAUCGAGCCAGAGGACUAUAUACAGUUCUUCAGCUUGCGGACCUGGGGGAAAAUUGGACCAAACAAGCAGUUGGUGACCGAACAGCUCUACAUACACGCGAAAUGUAUGGUGGUAGACGAUAGGGCAGCCAUUAUUGGAUCUGCAAAUAUCAAUGAGCGUUCUAUGCUCGGUUCGCGUGAUUCUGAAUGUGCCGCCCUUGUCAGGGAUACCGAUAUGGUUUGGUCGAGAAUGGACAACAAACCUUACUUGGUCGGUAGAUUUCCGUAUACCUUGCGAAUGCGACUAAUGAGAGAACAUAUGGGCAUUGACGUGGACGGAAUUUGCGAUCAUGAUCUCUCAAUGGAGGUGGCAGGACGCACAAGAAGGGAUAGUGAAAUGGAUGCCGCAUCUCUGGAUAGCCAGGUCAAUGCAGGCCAGGAUGGCGAACGUGACAAGCAAGAUGAACGUGAAAUGAUUGAGCGCCGACAUCGCAUUCAAGAUGAAUUCCUCACUCGAUCCGAAGACAUGCAUAGCUUCAAUCAUGAUGUUGAUUGGGAACAAGGCAACAAUCCAAACUUGAAGGCUAACAGAAAGCUCACGGCCGAUCCCCGAGUUACGGAGAACCCCGAGCAUCGAUAUGAGGUUGCUGGAUACGGCGCGGACCACAUGAAGAUAGGUCUUGAAGCAGGCGUUGGGUUCGGCCGGGAUUCAGCUAUUCUGCAGGACACUUCUGAAGUGCUUGUGAACGAUCUCGCCACAGAGGGAAAAGGCACAUUGAGCAAUCCGAGAAAGACCCAGAUAAUUACUGAACAAGAGCGAAUCCUGCAAGACAGCGCUAAAGAGUCGAUUUUACCUCCUACUUCUGGUCAGAUCGAGGCAGCAUUGGAUCUUCCAGAAACUCCAUUCUCCCGACUUCAACCAUUACCACAAACUAACGAUGUCGAUAUUGGUGGCCCGAUAUUACCGCCCAAGGAGUCCACAAGUGGUCAUCCUCUGGCGGAUACUAUCUGCCAGCCAUUUAUCGAUGAAAACUGCAUGCAGGAUCCCGUGAAUGAGAAGUUUUACUACGAUACAUGGCAGAAACUUGCUGAAAACAAUACCAAGAUCUACAGGACAGUGUUCAGGUGUAUGCCAGACAGUGAGGUCAAGUCAUGGAAGGAAUACAAAGAAUACACGACAUAUGGCGAGAAGUUUGUGGAAGCUCAAAACCAGCAGACGGAUUUAUGGAAGUCGCAGAAUACGGGCACCGACAACAACCAAUCUCCAGUGACCAUGGACACGACUGUUCGACCUGAUUCGGAAAAGAGAGAGAAGGAGACUGCGACUGCCGUGAACAAUACUGAAUCACACAAUCGACAACCGUCCGUUGAUGAUGAGAAAGCCGCUUUGAAGGAGACGGAUGACACCACUCAACCGAGCCAUUCCACAACAGAACCCCCAGAAACCGGAGUCGCACCACCGACCACCAGCGAAAAUAGGAACAGAGCCGGCUCAGGCUCUGGAUCUGGUCCAGGGCCAGCCCAACCUUCAUCAGUCGGAUACUCGGGCGCCUUGAAUAUGAAUAUGACUCAAUCCGGAACGAUCUCCAGGCGUCGACGAACGAUGACACGAGGCUCAAGAAGAGAGUUCCAUGCUUCUGAUGGAGUGAUUGACUUACGGCACGCGGAGGAAUUGUUGGGGUUGACACAGGGGCAUUUGGUUGCUUGGCCUUAUGAUUGGCUCGAGAAGGAAGAACAAGGUGGCAACUGGUUGUACACUCUUGAUCAAAUCUCUCCUAUCGAAAUCUACAAUUAA